This is a messenger RNA of Colletotrichum gloeosporioides, 2313 nucleotides long. RefSeq names its product Vegetative incompatibility protein HET-E-1. Lineage: Eukaryota; Fungi; Ascomycota; Sordariomycetes; Glomerellales; Glomerellaceae. The record is from RefSeq and is a predicted model, not a curated record. The transcript has 4 exons. The coding region runs from base 1 to 2313 and encodes 770 amino acids. Gene Ontology annotation, molecular function: protein binding.
AUGAAACUGCUCAACUGUACUAGCCUCGAAAUUGAGGAGUAUUAUGGGUCAUCGAUUCCCGAAAAGUAUGCGAUAUUGUCCCAUACUUGGGAAUCUGGCGAGGCUAGCUUUCAAGACGUCGGCAAUACCGAGGUUAUGGCUAGCAAGUCAGGCUGGGCGAAAAUCAAGCAAGCAUGCCGUCUAGCUCUUGAUCAGGGUCACUCCCACGCGUGGAUUGACACGUGCUGUAUCGACAAGACAAACUUUACGGAGCUGACUGAAGCUAUCAAUUCCAUGUUCAAAUGGUACGCGAGGUCAACAACAUGCUACGCGUAUCUGGCGGAUAUCGGCGCCGACGAGUCUUUGCAGUUCCAAGAUUCGCGCUGGUUCACGCGCGGGUGGACCUUACAGGAACUUAUUGCGCCACGUCAAGUCGAGUUCUACGACAAGAAUUGGAACUUUCUGGGCACGAGAGCUGAUCUCAGCAACAAGAUGGAAGAAAGAACUGGCAUCGAUAAAGACUUUUUGACCAAUACAACUGAAGCUGUGGAAGAUAUGCUUUCUGACAUCCCCAUCGCUCGUCGCAUGUCUUGGGCAGCGGACCGGGAAACUACUAGGGAUGAAGACCUCGCCUACUGCCUUCUGGGCAUCUUCGGCGUUAACAUGCCACUUCUUUACGGCGAAGGUCCAAGGGCUUUUAUGCGAUUGCAAGAAGAAAUUAUCAGAGAUACCCAUGACACGUCAAUAUUUGCCUGGAGCCACCCGAAUCCGAAAUCAACCGUUCCAAACCAGACCCCGCAGCUCCUGUUUGGCGUUUUAGCAACAUCACCUAGGCUGAGGGACUUCUAUGGAGUUGUGCACUUUAGAGUUGUCAUACUAGAAAGCGGGUCCGGUGGGUGGAAUUCCGUUGGCCAGGACUUUGUCGUGGCUACUUGGUUCCAGGGCGGCGGUCUAGACCAGCCCGAAAUGCGUCUGGCUACUUCGACAGAGCGCAAUGAGCUUUACAACGCAGUGAUGACGAGGAACACUGAUUCGUGGCAGUCUCUUUGCAUGCGGCAGAAGGUGCAGCCCGUCGACGUGUGGCUUGAAGAGGACAGGACAAAGCAGCCGCGACGUCUUGUCGGUCGUGUCAAGUCAAAGCUUACUGAGAAGUGGAGGCAAAAUGAGCCAGUUGAGUGGACCGGACCGCAUGGAUGCGCGGGCAACUUCUGCUUAUACGCCAACCGGGGCUUUGCGGCCGGACGAGGGGUGGUCAUCAUCUCAACGCUAGAAAAUGUGCAAAAGUUGAAAGGAAUGGAGGCCAAAUUCCAGAUCGCGGAUGAUCCGAGUGCCUCAAAACCGUCAUUUCGCGUCACUGAGGUGGAGGGCAAGGGGCUGGGCAUGAUCGCCAACAAGUCGCUCGCCCGAGGGGACACAGUCAUGCUGAAAACGCCAGUCCUCAUCGCCCAUCGCGCGUUCAUCGAACGGACACCGCCGGCAGAACAGCACCCUCUCCUCGACUUCGUGGCGCAGCUACUCCCAGCAUCAACACGGGAGACAUUUCUCGGCCAGAUGGGCCACUUUGGCGGCCACAAGGUCGUCGACAUCAUGCAGACCAACUCGUUCCAGAUGGACCUCGGCGGAGGAGCUCAGGGUGACGGCCACCACUACGGCAACUACCCCGAGGUGUCACGGUACAACCACGACUGCCGGCCCAACGUCGCCUUCCACAUCGGCGCCGACGGACGUCACCAGACGACGGUCGUGCGGCCGGUGAAGUCGGGUGAGGAGCUCACGAUCUCGUACCUCGACCAGCUGGGCGUGCGGUCCGAGAGACAGCACCGCGCGAAGCUGGCGUGGGGAUUCGAGUGCGGGUGCUCGCAGUGCAGUCUGGCGAAGAAGCAGGCGGCGGCGUCCGACCAGCGGUUGAUGGAUAUCCAGGAGAUUGAUAGGUCGCUUUCGGAUAUCAACGCCCGGGUGACGACCGCGCUCAUUGAGAGGUUUCUGAAGCUGCACAAGGAGGAGAGGCUGGAGUCGAAGCUCGCGGGCGCGUAUACCAUCGCAGCGCUCAACUUCAACCUGCUCGGGCAUGCGAAGCAGUCCGUCAAGUAUGCAAAGCUGGCGGUGGAGGCAGGGUUAAUGGAGAAUGGGCCAGGUACGGCAGAUGUUGAGGCCAUGCAAAAGCUAGCAGCUGAUCCCAAAGGGCAUUUUACAUGGAGGGGAAGGACAUUCAUGAACAUGCCGAUUGGGUUCCACACCACGGGGUUGUGCCCUUCCGCCGGCGGCGGAGGUCCCGCUACGAAUGGCGGUCUCGACAACGGAUGGCCGGCACUAAAGACGCCGUCGAGGCCAUGA